Molecule: messenger RNA, 1305 nt
Organism: Phytophthora infestans T30-4
Lineage: Eukaryota; Oomycota; Peronosporomycetes; Peronosporales; Peronosporaceae
Exons: 1
Coding region: 1-1305 (434 amino acids)
Source: RefSeq, a predicted model, not a curated record
AUGUACCCCAGCAACAAGAAGCCUCCAUCAACACUUCGGAUCGUCCAGCCUGGCGCAACUUUCAUUGCUGUCAAUUUCCAGCAACUCAACUUGUUUCCCAGGGACAAACUCGUCGUGCGAGAUCCGAGUGGCUCCAUGUCUGUUAAUAUCACGGCAGCCUUCCACCCGGCGCAGACAAUUGAGACCAGCAACGAAUCGCCGUAUUCGGUGCUGCUACGGACGCACCCGUUCUUGAUCAAAGGCAAUACAGUCGUGAUUGAAUACAUCCCGAGUAUUCCGACACUGAUGCUCCCAGUCGUUCCAAGACGUGAUAGCCCCGUAGUAGUAAUGGACUCGUAUCUGUACGUCACGUACAGCUCUUCAAUGGUCGGCGUCGACACGGAAAGCACAGUUGGAGCUAAGGAUGAAGCCAAAGAAGCCGUUUGCUUUCGUAAGACGCAGCCCAAAAUGUAUGCAAAGGCUCGAGCUGUGGCGAGGCUGAUGAUCCGCACUCAGGAGGAGCAACGUGCAGAGGGUUCGGAACAAGUAACAAGCUGGUCGUUCUGCACUGGUUGGCUCAUAGGACGAGGCAAUUACUUGCUCACCAACCACCACUGCAUCAAAGACGCCGUUGUCGUCGAUCGAGAUCGGACGGAAGGAGUGCUGUCCAGUGUCAUCAGCCAAUUCUGGCCUCGUAGCGGUACUUCUUCUCUACCAAACAGAGCCGGUCGUGUUGUAGAAGCCGUGGUAGGCUUCAUGGCCGAGACCAAGUCGUGUCGGGACGCAGGCUUCAUGGGUGAAAAAGUUGGCAUUGUGGAAGCCACGCGCGUCUCGGUGAUCACUGAAAACCCGGCGCUAGACUACGCUCUGCUACGAGUGCUCACGAAUGGCUCGGCGACAGAAUUGGCGCGACGUUAUGGCUAUCUUCGCCUCCGUGCUGCAGGUCCCAAGGACGGUGAAGCCAUCUACAUCCCGCAACAUCCACGUGGUGAGCCCAAGGAGAUCGCUGCAACGAAAGAAGGGAAACCUGCCGUGAUUGAAAUAUCUGCGUCGAGCUCGAUCGACUCCUCUCGACAUUUUCGUGGCAGUGACGCACGCAGUAUCCAGCCGACGGUCUGGUACAAUGCCGACACGGAGCCUGGCUCGUCCGGUUCACCCGUACUGAGUCGGAAAGACAACACCGUUGUGGCCCUGCAUCGCGCCGGAAACUCCGAGACUGCGCAGUCAACGUCCACGGAGCUGUUCAACAUGGGUGUGCGCGUUGACUUGGUAGCACGUGACCUAGAGCGACGCAACGUUUUGCCCCGAAACGCGUUGGCUUCGUGA